AUGACGAUGAAGCGUCUCGGCCUGCUUGCUGCCUUCGCAGCUCUUCUAGGGAGCACGACCUUUUGCGCCGCACAGUCCACGACCUCCUCUGCCAGUGCUUGUCCCACGAUUCUCACUCCCUCGUACGAAGCCCCGGUCGUCGGCUCGGGUUGGACGGCACAGCUCAUUGCCAAAGGCUUGACCAAGCCGCGGAGCCUCAUCUUCGACCAGAAUGGUGCGCUCCUGGUCGUCCAGCAGGGAUCGGGCAUCGUGCGCAUGACAUUCACCGACAACGGUGGUACAUGCCUGAUUGUCAAUGACACCAAGACUGUGGUUGAGAACUCGGACCUGAACCAUGCUGUUCAACUGUCUGCUGAUGGACGCACGCUGUAUGCUUCCACUUCCAACGAUGUGUUUCGUUGGCCCUAUGAUGCUGCUGCUGGCACUUUGGGAGACAGUGAGACACUUGUGACCAACAUGAGCAAUGGGGGUAAGGCCAACAACACCUUGCUGGUGUCUCGUGGAAGCUCCGAAAACUUGGACUUUGGUGCUGCCCAGCUUGACUCAGGAAUCUCGCAGAUCCGGGCCUUCGAUAUUGGCAACCUACCGAAUGGAAGGCCUUACAACUACCCGUCUGAGGGCAGAUUGAUGGGCUGGGGCCUGAGGAAUAGCGUCGGUGUUGCUGAGCACCCAGGCACGGGUGGAAUUUACAGCGUUGAGAAUUCGGCGGAUCAGAUUGAUAGAAGCGGAACGGACAUCCACCAAGACAACCCCGGCGAAGAAAUGAACUACCAUGGGUUCCUCAAUGGCUCUACAGAAGACCAGGGUGGUAACUAUGGCUAUCCCGACUGCUUCGCGCUCUGGGGCACCGACAAUUUCCCAGACCAAGGGAAUAUGACAGUCGGUAGCCAAUUCACCCUCAGUCCUAACAGCACGCUCAACGACACAACAUGCGCCGAGGACCGUGUCUCGCCACGAUUGACAUUCCAAGCGCACACAGCACCCCUGGACAUGCUAUUCAACACCAACGGCACGACGGCAUACAUCACCUUCCAUGGCUCAUGGGACCGCACAGACCCGACAGGCUACAGGCUCUCAAGCGUGCAGUUCGACAGCAACACAGGCGCGCCCGUCGCGCAGGCCGACAGCAAGAGCGCCACGGCCGACGUGCUCAGCAACGCGGACCUGUCCAAGUGCCCGGACUCGUGCUUCCGCCCCGUCGGGCUCGCCUGGGACAGCCAGGGGCGGUUGUUCAUGAGCUCGGACUCGACGGGCGAGAUCUACGUACUGCAGCAAAACGAGAUGUCUGCGACGGAUGGGGCCACGCCGACCAGUACGGACACGAGCUCCGGCACGGGCACGCUGGUUACGUCGACGUCGACCACGAGCCCGAACCUUGCGCCGCGGUCGAGUAGGAGUCGGCCUGGUGGCGAGGCGAUCUUCCUGACGGGCCUGGCUGUUGCGCUAUCGGUGGUUUGUGGGGUGUUCUUUACCGUGGCUUAA
Molecule: messenger RNA, 1482 nt
Organism: Diaporthe amygdali
Lineage: Eukaryota; Fungi; Ascomycota; Sordariomycetes; Diaporthales; Diaporthaceae
Exons: 5
Coding region: 1-1482 (493 amino acids)
Source: RefSeq, a predicted model, not a curated record